AAAGGGUGAUUCAAUCGAUUUCUUAAAAAAAGAAAGAAAGAUCAAUGAGAAUCGGCGGUGUGGAGAUUAUGCAAUACGCGUCGGAGAUGAUGACGUCUUCUUCUCCGGCGGUGGAAGCGUUCGAUCUCAAGGACGCUUCGUCUUGGUGGUCUGACGUUAACAAGUCUCCGAUUUGGCAGGAUCGUAUCUUCCACGCUCUCGCUCUUCUCUACGGAAUCGUCUCCGUCGUCGCUCUGAUUCAACUUGUGAGAAUCCAAUGGAGAGUUCCAGAAUAUGGAUGGACGACGCAGAAGGUCUUUCACUUCCUCAAUUUCGUUGUGAAUGGAGUCAGGGCUGUGGUGUUUGUCUUCAGGAGAGAUGUGCAGUUUAUGCAUCCAGAGAUUCUGCAACAUAUCUUGCUUGAUAUUCCAAGUCUUGCGUUCUUCACCACCUAUGCUCUUCUAGUCCUCUUCUGGGCUGAGAUUUACUAUCAGGCGCGUGCUGUAUCCACUGAUGGACUGAGGCCAGGCUUCUUCACAAUCAAUGCAGUUGUUUAUGUAGUUCAGAUUGCUCUUUGGUUGGUUUUGUGGUGGAAGCCUGUUCGAGUUAUGGUUAUCCUAUCAAAGAUGUUCUUUGCUGGUGCUUCCUUGUUUGCUGCUCUUGGAUUUCUACUUUACGGUGGAAGGCUUUUCCUAAUGUUGCAAAGUUUCCCAGCAGAGUCUAACGGCCGCCGCAAGAAGUUGCAAGAGGUUGGUUACGUGACAAUUAUAUGCUCUACGUGUUUCCUCAUCAGAUGUAUCAUGAUGUGUUUUGCUGCUUUCGACGAGGGGGCAAACCUUGAUGUGUUGGAUCACCCCAUUCUUAACUUCAUAUAUUACCUGUUGGUAGAGAUAUUACCUUCCUCUUUGGUCCUCUUCAUCUUGAGAAAGCUACCACCAAAACGAGGCAUCACACAGUACCAUCAGAUCCGCUGAAGGGUAAAGACAGGACAACAAAUUAUCAGAAGAAGACACGCCCAUGUUUCUUUUAUCGGAUAUGCUUUUAUUUUAUUCAAUAGAGAGAAAAGCAUUAGGAACAAUUUUUCUUAAAAAGGUUCUAUAGCUGAUCAGUAUUUUUGGUUGAUGAUGGGGAUGAAUAUGACUAAGGAUCUUGUUCCCUUUACAUAGGUAAUGUGAUAAAGAAAAGAGUAUUCUAGAAAA
Messenger RNA from Brassica oleracea var. oleracea, 1178 nucleotides. RefSeq names its product tobamovirus multiplication protein 3-like. The record is from RefSeq and is a predicted model, not a curated record. NCBI's taxonomy places the organism in Eukaryota, Viridiplantae, Streptophyta, Magnoliopsida, Brassicales, Brassicaceae. Bases 45 to 953 code for a protein of 302 amino acids. The transcript is spliced from 11 exons.